This is a messenger RNA of Felis catus (domestic cat), 2723 nucleotides long. It is a transcript of the gene ARFGAP3, whose product is annotated as ADP ribosylation factor GTPase activating protein 3. The transcript is spliced from 16 exons. The record is from RefSeq and is a predicted model, not a curated record. Gene Ontology annotation, biological process: COPI coating of Golgi vesicle. Gene Ontology annotation, molecular function: GTPase activator activity. Bases 115 to 1668 code for a protein of 517 amino acids. Lineage: Eukaryota; Metazoa; Chordata; Mammalia; Carnivora; Felidae.
GUCACGCUCAGCCCCGCCCCCCUCGGCCGCCGUCUGUCUCCCGGAGGCGGCAACCGCUCCUGCUUGGUCCUUCCCGGUUGGCCGGGCCGGCGGCGCCUCGCUUCUGUGGUGACCAUGGGGGACCCCAGCAAGCAAGACAUCCUGACCAUCUUCAAGCGCCUCCGCUCGGUGCCCACCAAUAAGGUGUGUUUUGACUGUGGGGCCAAGAACCCCAGCUGGGCGAGUAUAACCUACGGGGUGUUCCUUUGCAUCGACUGCUCAGGGUCACACAGGUCACUUGGGGUCCACUUGAGCUUUAUCAGAUCUACUGAGCUGGACUCGAACUGGUCUUGGUUUCAGCUGCGAUGCAUGCAAGUUGGAGGAAAUGCUCACGCAUCUUCCUUUUUCCAUCAACACGGCUGUGCCACCAAUGACACCAAUGCCAAGUACAACAGUCGCGCUGCUCAGCUCUAUCGGGAGAGAAUCAAGUCGCUGGCCUCCCAGGCAACGCGGAAGCAUGGCACUGAUCUGUGGCUUGAUAGCUGUGUGGUUCCGCCUUUGUCCUCUCCACCAAAAGAGGAAGACUUCUUUGCCUCUCAUGCUUCUCCUGAGGUGAGUGGCACAGGCUGGCCAUCAGCACAGCCAGAAGCAUCUUCUUCGUCACCAAGGAAUGUGGAGACCACUCCAGCUAAUAAUGAAGGUGGACCGGAACAAGGACCAAGUGUGGAAGGUCUUAACGCACCAACAAAGGCUGCUUUAGAGGUGUCCUCUAUCAUAAAAAAGAAACCAAAUCAAGCUAAAAGAGGACUUGGGGCCAAAAAAGGAAGUUUGGGAGCCCAGAAACUGGCAAAUACAUGCUUUAAUGAAAUUGAAAAACAAGCCCAAGCUGUAGAUAAAAUGAAGGAACAGGAAGACCUUCUGGCCAGCGCGGCACCUAAGGAAGAAUCAAUCGUUUCAUCACUGCGAUUAGCCUAUAAGGAUCUUGAGAUUCAAAUGAAGAAGGACGAGAAGAUGAACAUGAGUGGCAAAAAAAAGAUAGAGUCGGAGAGACUCGGCAUGGGGUUCGGAAACUGCAGGAGUGGUAUUUCACAUUCCGUGACUUCAGAUAUGCAGACCAUUGAGCAGGAGACGCCGAUCAUAGCAAAAUCAAGAAAGAAGUACAGCGAUGACAGUGGUGACCCAUAUUUUACUUCCAGCUCAAGGUACUUUGACGAGCCGAUGGAGUUAAGGAGCAGUUCUUUUUCUAGCUGGGAUGACAGUUCAGAUUCCUAUUGGAAAAAAGAGACCAUCAAAGAUACGGACACUGUCCUGAAACCCACGGGCUAUUCAGACAGACCUACUGCCCGCCGUAAGCCAGACUAUGAGCCAGUUGAGAACACAGAUGAAGCCCAGAAGAAGUUUGGCAAUGUCAAAGCCAUUUCAUCAGAUAUGUACUUUGGAAGACAAGCCCAAGCUGAUUAUGAAACCAGGGCUCGGCUGGAGAGGCUUUCGGCGAGUUCCUCCAUAAGCUCAGCGGAUCUGUUUGAUGAGCAGAGGAAGCAGCCGGCAGGAAGCUACAACCUCACGAGCGUGCUGCCCACGGCGCCUGACAUGGCCCAGUUUAAGCAGGGAGUGCGAUCCGUUGCUGGAAAGCUCUCGGUCUUCGCUAACGGCGUCAUGACUUCCAUUCAGGAUCGCUAUGGUUCUUAGCACCCACGCGGGGUCGCGCGUUUCCAGAGAGGCCUCGACGUGAACCAGUGAGCACGUCGCAGACCGCAGUGAAGACCGGACAGUUUUGCAGAUUUUUCUGCUGCUUUUUCACAUGGUAUACAUGCAUUCCUGAUUUCUAGUAUUUCCUUUGAGAAAUUCUCAUUUUUGAUGUAGUAGAAGCUUUAUUGUAAUUUCUGUUUUGCGUUCCUUCCUGCCCAUGCGCUCCUUUGGGCAUAUCUGUGUGUAGCCUUGCUUUAUUUGUGUGGAAUCUGGUUCCAGCAGCUGGGGGUCUGGAGACAAGGGCUUCUCCCACCUCUGGGGGCUGAGAGCCUUCCUUCUGGGACUGGGGGAGGGGGUCUCAGUGCCGUGUGACCUGUGGGCUAAGGGCUACCCCAAGCAGUGAUGCUCCAGGGGCCCGGAGAAACCAAAUUCACCAACACACGUUUCAUUCAAAAGGGAGCAAAGAAUAAAAACAACAGACCAAAAAUGUCUAAUUUGGCAGGUUGCUUCAUUUGUAUUUCCACAUGUUACAGUGAUUUCAAAAUAAUGUUUAAAGCCGUCUGUCCCUUUGUAUGAUCUAUAAAUUCAAAAAUAACUUACAGUGAGCACUUUUAACAAGGCUAAGCUUCUGCAUUGCCAAGGGAAUUAAUCUUCUGACACGGUGUUGCUGUUUGAAUUUAUGGGAGAUGUCAGCUGAGAAUCUCCUGAGUGUGUUUACGAACCGACAUAGUGGACAGAAUUUAAAACGAAUAAGGUAAGAAGACAGACCCACGGGAAAUAUCUCAGUACAGGGGAGAACAGUAGUUGUAACUGGGUAGUUUUGUUAAUAUUUUUUAUCUUAAUCUUGGUUUUCAAAAAAUUACAGAAUGUGUAUAAAUGAAUAAAGAAAAAUAAUUUGGCUGUGUUUUAGACAGCGUUAGAAUAUAUUGUUCAGCACAGUAAAAUAUAUUUGAAAUCUGAUGAACCAGAAAUGUGGUUUCAACUGAAUAUUUUGUGAAUUUUUCUUAAAAGAUCAAAUUUGUAGACUUCUAAAUAUAAUAAACCCUUGCAGCAGA